Molecule: messenger RNA, 369 nt
Organism: Megalobrama amblycephala (Wuchang bream)
Lineage: Eukaryota; Metazoa; Chordata; Actinopteri; Cypriniformes; Xenocyprididae
Gene: rps29
Product: ribosomal protein S29
Exons: 3
Coding region: 96-266 (56 amino acids)
Biological process (GO): translation
Cellular component (GO): ribosome; cytosolic small ribosomal subunit
Molecular function (GO): zinc ion binding; structural constituent of ribosome
Source: RefSeq, a predicted model, not a curated record
GCCGGAAGCGCCACGUUCCGUAGAAGGAGAGCGUCUUUUUUGCGCCUGCGCACAAACUCGACUUCCUUUUCGACAUCCCGAUCGAGAGAGACGAGAUGGGCCAUCAGCAGCUCUACUGGAGUCAUCCUAGAAAAUACGGCCAGGGAUCCAGAUCCUGCCGAGUUUGCUCAAACAGACACGGUCUGAUCCGUAAAUACGGACUCAACAUGUGCCGUCAGUGCUUCAGACAGUACGCUAAAGAUAUCGGCUUCAUCAAGCUGGACUAAACCUGAGGACGGCUGAACUUCUGUGACGUGGAGUCGACACCCAACCUGACGUCAUGAAGUUACUUUGGAAAGUUCAAUAAACAUGUUUUCUUUCUGUUCAAAA